ACGGGGUGAUUGCUUGUCCAGUCUAAAGCUAAGCACUAGUAUGACUGACAAAACAGAAAGGGGUGCCAUGGCAUCCUACUGCUAUAUUAUGACAUCAACUGAACCUUGGCCAAGCUUGCUAAGUUCUGAUAUACCACCACUUCGGUUGAUAUCGCUCCAACAAAUGCUUUGCCUAAUUCUUCGGCCAGAAGGCGAAGUGGUUGUCAUCGAUGGCUAUGGUGGCUUGGGAAAAACAUGGGCGGCAAAAGCUGCACUUAGAACUGCAAGGAAUUCAAGUCACUUUGAUACUUAUAUUUGGGUUUCGUUAUCUGAAAGUUCUAGUGUGAGACGGUGCGUCGAGAAGAUAGCAACAUGCCUUUCUAUUGACAUUGGAGAAGAACUAUUAUCAUCCAGAAUUAGUGUCAUGAUCGAGGAACAUCUCGCAACAAGGAAGUUCUUGUUGGUUCUCGAUAAUGCUUAUUUUGUCGAAGAAAACAUCUUACGGCGCAUGGGAAUUCCGGAUCCUACAGAGCAGAAUUUUGGUUCGAAGGUCAUUGUGACCACAAGAACGGUGAGGGCAAGGUCAGUUGUGAAGCCAUCAAUAGUAAUAACGCCACAAGCUCUCUCAUAUCGGGCCUCAUGUGAUUUACUGCGCGAGAAGAUUGGGAAAGAUAUUGAUCCAGGCUUAAUUAACAACUGCUUUGGCAUUCCAUUGUCACUUAUCUUACUGGCUGGUGCACUUUGUGACGUGCCUACACAAGUAGAAUUCCUACAAAUAAUCAGGGAAGCUUUUUUGGCUCAAGAGCCCAAGAUAUCAGUGUUCGCCACCAUGAUUCGCCUUGUCAAUUUUGGUUACCGUCAUCUUCCUACUGAUAAUGCUAGGCACUGCAUCCUAUACUGCUUACGCUUCCCUGCCGAUGAGCCAAUUUCUAUGAAAGACUUGAUCAUCUCCUGGAAGCUAAACGGUAUGAUUCAAGAAGCUAGAGAUUAUCAUGAGGCUAACUGUAUUGGUAUGGAACAUAUUCAUGUGCUCUUAAAACAUGGUUUGAUGCAUUUUGAGGGUGAUGAUCAUAUCCGCAUGCAUGAUGUCAUUAGAGAAACAAUAUCAGGACUUGGACGGGCCAAUGGCCAUGUGGAACAACCUGGAAGGUACUCUCAACUUGAAAGUGGAAGGUACUUUGACGAUGACGUUCAGUCGGGGACACUAUUUUUAAGAGGAAUCCGCCAUAUGAGAACUAUAUCAGAAGAUUUUUUCUGCCGUGUGGGAAUGCUUAAAGAGCUAGACCUGUCAUCUACUCAAAUUAUAAUCCUACCACAAUCCAUUUCUCGUUUGUUUCAUCUCCAGAUGCUUCUACUAGUGGGAUGUGGACAAUUGGAGAAAAUUCAGCACAUAGGAUCGUUGGAGAUGCUUGAGGUACUUAAUGCAUCAGAUUGUGUCUCCUUAAAAGAAGUAGAAUGUGGUUCAUUUGACCAUAUGAAGUUGCUCAAGAUCCUUGACCUUUCCAAAACAUCUAUCGAAUGCUUACCAUCUCUAGCUGCGUGCAUGGAGCUUAGCCAACUCCUGCUACAAGACUGCCCAUGCCUCAAGUCUGAGCAAAGUGCAGAAACAAAUGACAAGUCCUUUGAUGCAAGAUUUAUUAAGUUCCCUUAUGGAGUUUCAAAAAAAGGUGCAGUGAGAAAUUUACAUGUAGGAGCCAGCAAUGAUCUUGUGGAUUGGAUGGACAUCCUGUGGUUACCUUGUGGACUGACUUUUGAGUUGUCUGACCGAUUUGGCAUGAGGAUCUCUCAAGAUGUAAACCAGACCAGCAAAACAUACGUCCAUGCAUCUCAUGCCAACUUAUUUCAGUCUUUGGAUAAUGAAUCUCCACUCUGGUUAAGCUCCUUUCGAAAGUUUCACAUAGUUAUCUCCCCAAAGUUCGAUCAAACCAUGGACCAUGACUUCAGAGCGGCGAAGACAAAAUUUUCUUAUGCAGACGCGCAUUCCAGUGAUUUCGACAGUUUCCUUGAGAUAAACUGUGUCAGAAUUACUAAUGAUAUCGAGGGGAUUCUUAGUCGUGCUGAGCUAAUAUCAUUAAAAUGUGUAACAGAAACAGAUCAAGUAUGUAAUCUGAAUACUGGAAAAUUGACAGCAGCACGAGAACUUUGGAUAGAGGAAUUUCACCAGCUGGAGAAUCUUUUCUUAGUAGAAGAAGUGCAUGUAUUGUCUAGAAUGAACAAAUUGCACAAUAUAUGGAUCUCCAACAUGGAAAAUUUAGCAUCCUUCUCUCAAAAUAUGGAAGUUUUAACUAGUUUCAGCUGUCUGGUGCACUUGCACUUUGAUUGCUGCCCAAAACUGAAUUUCCUCUUUCCUUCGUCACUACAGUUGCCGAAUCUUCGUAGUCUAAGUAUAAGGUUCUGUGACAGCUUGGAGAGAGUGUUUGACGAACCAAUUGACGCAGAAUAUGCUCUUCCAGAAUUGCAGUCACUGCAACUGUGGGAGCUUCCAGAGCUUAGCUGCAUCUGUGGAGGAGUCCUGCCAUCGCUGAAGGACUUGAAGGUGAGAGGCUGUGCAAAACUGAAGAAGAUUCCAGUUGGUGUGACUGAAAAUAGUCCAUUUUUUACAAAAAUAAUAGGAGAAGCGCGGUGGUGGAAUGAUUUAGUCUGGGAUGAGGAAGGUAUCAAGCGAUGGACGCUGUUCAGAAAAUGGGGGCCCCUGCUACCAAAAUUUGCAACUGAAGGAUGAAUCUUCGUGGAUUUUCAACUAUUUCCUGUAUCAUCAUUUUUCCUUUGACCCAGCGGAGUGUUUUUUAUCUUAU
This is a messenger RNA of Lolium rigidum, 2774 nucleotides long. RefSeq names its product disease resistance protein At4g27190-like. Lineage: Eukaryota; Viridiplantae; Streptophyta; Magnoliopsida; Poales; Poaceae. The record is from RefSeq and is a predicted model, not a curated record. Gene Ontology annotation, molecular function: ADP binding. The transcript has a single exon. Bases 41 to 2701 code for a protein of 886 amino acids.